This is a messenger RNA of Mesorhabditis spiculigera, 516 nucleotides long. The record is from the annotation of a GenBank genome assembly. NCBI's taxonomy places the organism in Eukaryota, Metazoa, Nematoda, Chromadorea, Rhabditida, Rhabditidae.
AUGCGCUUCCUCGUUGCACUAGCACUGGUUGGCGCCGCCGCUGCUUUUGUGAUCCCCCACGAGGACAACCGGCAAAAGCGCUCCCCAACUGACGUUGCCCCGACCGGCGUCGACGUGAAGCCGUGGAAGAAAAACGAGCCCAACCUCCGCCAGAUCAAGGCCGACAAGGAACAACAGAAGAUUGGAGGCUCCGCCGGAAUCCGUCGUGACACCCGCUCCGCCGAGUUCGACGUGGCCAAGGACAAAAUUGGGGGACAGGCCGGAAUUCGCCCCAAGGAUCAGAAGAUUGGAGGACAAGCCGGAAUCCGACCCCGCGAGGAGGAGAAGAAGUUCGACGUCGCCAAGGACAAGAUUGGAGGAGCCGCUGGAAUCCGCCGCGACACCCGCGAUGCCGAGUUCAACGUGGCCGAGGACAAGAUCGGAGGAAAGGCCGGCAUCCGCCCCGAUAACCAGCCGGUGACCGACGUGAAGCCGUGGAAGAAGGACCAACCCAAGGCCCUGUCCGGCAAGGUCAAC